Chilo suppressalis (striped riceborer) is the source of this 2783-nucleotide messenger RNA. Lineage: Eukaryota; Metazoa; Arthropoda; Insecta; Lepidoptera; Crambidae. The record is from the annotation of a GenBank genome assembly.
UCGUGCCUCAAUGCGUGUGCGCGUGUCGAAAACACGCAGCCCCCACGAUACAGUUAACUUCGCUCACAUCGCUAAUCAAAUCAUUCAAUAAAAUAAUACCCUGAUUACUCCCGUGUAGUGAACCAGUGACGCGUCCAAAGUUUUACCCGACUAAAUCGUUGUGAACGUUUUCCCCUGUGAUCGGACAAGUGCAUUGAGUAAGUGUGGAGAAGGCUACAUUCCAAACCGGUGUCGUUCUUUAAUGGACGAGGUGUGUACUACUCUGUGUGUGUUUUAUUAACGCUAGGCUAGUGACUACGUUGGUGUAGGUUCCGCAACACGGACAAGAAAACUUUGGCAUAAAUUUGUUUAUAGACACAUCGCCCACAGCCAUGUGAUAAGGUAAACAAGAUAAUCUCGCACCGAGGAAAAUGGCUCGCGGAUCACUGAGCGAAAACGAGCGCCAGUGCUUCGACACUGGCGCAAAAAGUCAAACGGAUCAUCUGCAAGACGCAGAAAAAACAAUGAACAUCGACUGUAAAACUAACGGUCUCCGAGUCCGCUUCCUGGAUGAGGAAGGAAAGACGGAGAGGACUGUGAGCGCCGACGAGGUAGACUGCGCGGUGGCGCGCGUCAAGAAGAUACACAUCCUGAAGAACCGCAGCUCGAGUGAGACUAGCAUCCUCCUCCGGAACGCCUCGCUGAUGAAACGCAACUACAGCAAUCGUCGGCACAGCGUCCAGGGUCUCAACAAUAAUUCUCUCAAUGAGAAUCUCAACGAACGGCUCUCCAUGCUGAAGGAGAAGUCCGACAAGACUGACGACAAUGAACUCACCAAAGAAGCAACCAACCAGACCUUUAAAAAGAAUAGUAACGUUUACAGCGUAAACCAGGCGAAGACGCUCACCCCAGAAAAAAAGAAAUCGUUGACGAUGCCGCGCCUGAUCAAUCACAAGGUGCAGGAGAGCGGACAAGUCAAGUCAAUUCUGCCCGGCGAGGUUUGUCUGGCCGAGGGCGCUGCAGGAAAGGAUUUCACAACGCGCACCAUUGGCCGCCUCUCUCGCAGCUUGGGCAAACUGCUACGACGCACCAACAGCGUGCGGAUCAGCGACCCCGAUCCUGUCUACAAGGUGGCCUACCUCGGCAAUGUCCUUACCGGUUGGGCGCGAGGCGAGAGCUGCAUAGAGAAGCCGCUCGCGACUUUGUGGAGGAAUUAUCAGCAGUCUACGAAACCCGAUGUGGUGAUGAAACUGUCGGUCACCAACUCCGGCCUCAAGGGGUUCACGAAGGAACACGGCCUCACCGAGUACUGGUCCCACCGCAUCACCUACUGUGCCAGCCCACCGCACUACCCCAGGCUAUUCUGCUGGGUCUACCGCCACGAGGGCAAGAAACUCAAACACGAGCUUCGCUGCCACGCCGUUUUAUGCACCAAAGAAAAUAUGUCAAAGAAAAUAACAGAAGAACUACAAAUCAAACUGAAGCAAGCGUUAGUCGAGUUCAAAAAGGACAGAAUCUCAAAACAGAACGCUAGACUCAGUCUAGCCAACAGCAUAUACGACAACCCUAGCAUGCCUCGACGGAAGAUCCUUUUGAGUGUUGGUGCUAUGAACUACCGCCCGCCGCUAGAGCGAUCCAAGUCAGCACCUAAACUCGGUGCCAUUGAAGAGCUCUGCUCCGAAGAAGAUGAAGAAGAAGCCGAGAUGAACGCCACUCAGACUAUCUGCAACAACUGGACGGAUAGUAAUCUCAAUAACAUGGAUAUCUCACACACGCUCGACAGGCGACGGCCGGAGAUGAAAUCUCCCCGGAAAUUAUCGUGCCCAGAAGGUGUCAUGGAGAGAACUCGAUGCAACUCAGAUUCGAGUGACCUACCUGUAUUUGACGACCUUCUGGAGCUUCUCGUGCAAGAGAGAAAUAGCAACGCAGCUGACAAACAUACUGAUAAUGAUACUAGUCAUGAAGAUAAUGCGGAGUCGAGGUUGCAGACUCUCGAAUCUAUCGCCGAAUCCACCGAACUUAAGAGCGAGACGUCUGAUGGCGAUGGCAAAAGUUUGCAACGGCUACCUCAAAGUAACUUCCUCGUCUCGGAUAGUGACGACGGAUCCGUUUCUUCGGGCUGCGAGACUGCGAGCACUGUCACCUCGUCCGACACUGAGCCAUCGUCGCUUCCCUCGAACUUCCCGCAAGAAGAAAUAUUGAAAGAGCACUCGGAGAGCGAGGAUGAGUGCAGAGCGACAUUUGCCGAGACGCUGGGAUUCGACCGCGCCACCAGAGGCAGCAUGAGAAGCUACUCGAAUGCAAUGCAUGUUAUGAACAAUGAGGAGGACCUCCCAAGUAUCUCCUCUACGGAGGAAGUUAAUCAUGUGCCCAUAGGAGAAAAGAAUACCUUCCGUCGAAGGUCCACGUAUCCCCCGCUGCGUGUGGAAUCCAUUUUAGGUGGUUUCGAAAGCAAAUUUGAACCCCUCAUCGACAAUCUAACCGAUGUUGACAGUUUACACUCGAGCACUGACAACGAGGUCUUCAAAAACGUCGGGGACAACGACAGUGCUUGCAGUGAUGAAUCAGGAUAUUCUGAACUUCUAGAUAAUGGUAAAGAUAGUAUAAUAGGAAACACUAUUAUGGUAUAAGCCAUUUGUAGAUGACGAAAUCAUUCAAUGAUUGGGUAACUGAGCAAUGCACACUUUAGAUCUAAGAAAAUUUAUUAUCAUUAAGGCGAUUGACCUUUAUGUAACUACGAUGAAAUUAGCGACAGUAAUUGUAAAUAACAGGGUACGUAUUGUACUUUAUCCAGUUAAUGUAUU